Molecule: messenger RNA, 1625 nt
Organism: Gossypium raimondii (Peruvian cotton)
Lineage: Eukaryota; Viridiplantae; Streptophyta; Magnoliopsida; Malvales; Malvaceae
Product: probable membrane-associated kinase regulator 3
Exons: 1
Coding region: 210-1244 (344 amino acids)
Cellular component (GO): plasma membrane
Molecular function (GO): kinase inhibitor activity
Source: RefSeq, a predicted model, not a curated record
UUUAUUUGUUUGGAACCAUUCAAGAUACUAGUAUACAAGGGAGAAAAAGUGUGGGGGGAAAAAUGGAAAAGACCUGACAAAUCCUUGUGAUUUUAUUUGUUUUAACUUGGCUCCAUCUUUACUUUAAAGGAUGCUCCUUGGUCCUCUCUUUCCUCACCAAGCUCACCAUUCCAAUAAGCUAAACAUCUUCAAGAGAAAAAAUAAAAAACAUGGCCACAAGCCAAGCUACAUUCAACCAUGAUGCAGAUGAAGAGUACAUAGAUAUGGAGGUAAGUUCACCCUCCAGGUUCUUGUGUUACUCUAUAAACUCUCCCCCACAAAGCAGAGAGUUUGAGUUCCAAAUGUGUUCAGUUGACUGCAAUGGAGACAUUACCUCAACAACUUCACCUGCAGAUGAGCUUUUCUACAAGGGAAAGCUCCUUCCUCUUCAUCUUCCUCCUCGGUUGCAAAUGGUUCAGAAGCUACUGCAAAGCUCCAACAGCUCUUCAUCGGAAAGCAAGACUGAAGCACCCUUUGAAGAAAAUGGUCAACUUCAUUUCAUAGGCUCUACAAUUGCUUCAUUAAAUGGAAGUAGUCUAUUGGAAUCCUGUAGGGUGAGUAGUGAACUAAACCCCGAUGACUAUUUCUUUGAAUGGUCAACUGAAAUGAAUGGCUUCACAGGCAAUAAUUCGAACAAGUCUUGGUCUAAAAAGCUUAAACAGAUGAAGCAAUCCUCUAUAACCCAAAAGCUCAAGGCAUCCAGGGAGUAUCUUAAGUCAUUGUUCAGUAAAUCUGCUUGUUCAGAUGAAUCUUGUGCCAAAGCAGAUGUUUCAAAGACCAAAGAAUGUGCAAACAAGUACAUGAAAAUGGGAAAGAAGAACCCAUUUGGAAAGGUUGAUAAAGGUAGAUACAAAAUAUUCAUGAAGACUAUUGAUAGGGAGUUGGGUGAGGACGUUAGAGAUAUCCAUAGGAGGUCAUUUUCAGGGGUAAUUCAAAAGCAUUCUGCAAUAAAGACUUCAUCUUCAUCAUCAACAUCUUCAUCUGGUUCUUCUUCUUCUUCAACAUCUUUUUCUUUAAGUUCAAGUGGAUUCUGCGAUUUACAGUUGCUGAAAAGGAGCAACAGUGCCAAUUCAGAGAUUGAGAAUUCAAUUGAAGGGGCAAUUGCUCAUUGUAAGCAGUCUCAGAAACUUGGGGUCUGUUCACUUUCUGCUUCAAAGAUUUCUGUUUGUGGGGACCAAGAAAGACCAGAACUUUGCAGCAUUUGAAUGUCAAAAAAUACUUUACAAAGACUGGAAAUCCACCAUAACGAGAAGAAAAAAAUAAACCGAAGUUGAUUAAGAUGGGUACCCAGUUCCUGCUACAUUCUUCAAAGUGAGUGCCAUUUGAUAUUUUAGAUACUUUGCAUGAUUUUUCCAGCACUGUUAGACAAGACCCUUUUUUAUUUUUUUUGGUUUUUAAUGUUGCUGUAAUACGUUUCCAUGGAAUAAUAUGUUGAAAAUCCAUCAUCAUCAAUAAUAAAGCAAAAAAUGAUUAGGAUUCUUCCAUGGAAGCUUAUCUUUCAAAAUCAAAUGGUCUAACCCCACCAACCAAAUUGCAUGUUGUACUUGCUCAAGUUAUUGCAUGAUUGGAAUUGCUUGAAUCCAGUA